GUUAUAGGAUCAUAUCGACAACGUUCAUCACGCGGCUUGUUACCAUUUAUUGAGCUGAAUGGCAGACAGAUAGCUGACUCGCAAGUAAUCAUCUGGGAGUUGCAGAAACAUUUCAAACUUGAGGAUGGUCUAGCUGGUAUGGAACGCGGAACAGCUCGUGCUUUAGAACGUAUGGUUGAAUUGAGCAGUUUGUAUGCUCUCUUGCAAGACAAGUCGGUGCUCAACGGACCAGCUUUCAUGAGUCGCUCCGUGAGCGGUCUGCCACUCCCAGCUUUCGCCACAAACUGGAUGGCCAAGCGAUUUUCGGAAACC
Molecule: messenger RNA, 312 nt
Organism: Ostertagia ostertagi
Lineage: Eukaryota; Metazoa; Nematoda; Chromadorea; Rhabditida; Trichostrongylidae
Source: the annotation of a GenBank genome assembly